AGAAGUGCCAGCCAGGGCUUGGCACAAACUUUCUUGUACAGUCCGUGUGUAGUUGUGUUGUGUUUGGUCUCCUUUGUCAUCUCUCAACGGGCGCGAUGCCCUAAGUCUGUCCUAUCCCGGCACUUAGUUGUGCUAUCGUCUAGUCCUCGAAAUGGCUGAACGAGUUGGAAAAACUCGCCGUGCUUCAGCGCCGCGGUCGGGCGCCCUGCCCCGCAGUAUCACCGGCCGCUACAAGCACCUCGCUGCUAAUCGUUUGAAGAAGUCUGCUACUGCUGAUACUACGUCCGAAGUGUCGUCCAAGUCCGUGGAUAGUCCGGAAGCGCCAAGUAGUACCUUUGCCCAAGUUGUUGCACGCAAUCCGUUUCAACAGCAGGCAUCUGCUGGACAGCAGGAGCAGCAACAGCAGCGACAACAGCAGCAACAACCACAGCAACAGCAGCAACCACGACAACAGCACCAACCACAGCAACAGCAACAACAACCACAGCAACAGCAACAACAACCACAGCAACAGCAACAACCACGACAACAACAACAACCACGACAACAACCACGACAACAACAACAACAACCACCACGACAACAGCAACAACAACCACACCAGCCACAGCAAUCACAGCAGCCACAGCAAUCGCAGCAACCAUGGCAACUACAGCAACCAUCGCAAGAAGCACAGGCACCGCAACACUCAGCAAGCGCCGUGCUGUCCAAUCCCUUCGCUCUCAACUCUGAUAGAAGUAGCAUGGCCAGCAACCCGUUUCAACGCACCGGCCAGCAGGCACUGGGCGCACCGUCAACAUCAGCGGACGCAGACACAACUAGGCAAGCUAGCACAAAGGUGCCAGCUGGACGGCGAGUUCGAGUAGCGGCGCGCGCUGCAAACCCAUUCCAGCGAGCAGCCACGCUCCACCAGCCAUCGCAGCCAGUGUCAGACGAGCCGGCGCCGCAGCAGACUAGGCGACAAUGGAGCAAGGUGGUUGCAGGAGAUUCGCUUUUACCCACUUCAGCAGGCAGCAGCGGCAUGCCGUUUGGGCAGUCCGGCCGGCAGGCUUUCGCCCAGCCCUCUUCUACUACCGCACAACCGCGAUUAGGGGCAGAACGUCCCGUGUUGAGACAGCCGGCAUCGCAGAGCAUGGUCACUCCGGCCUUUCCCACCUUUGCUCCUAGUCCAGUUCACAGCGUUGCCCGUGCGCCUCUCCGAGCCUACCCAUUACCCGAUAUCCCUUUACCGCGCCAGGUCAACACCGACUCUGCGGAGGAUCGCUUCAAAGCACUUGACGAACGGGACAAACAGAUGCGGCAAGGUAUGACAAAACAGUCUGAUCUAGCCACAGCGUCAGCGUUGGUUGGCACCUGUCCGGAUAUGUGUCCAGAAAAGGAGCGCUAUCGACGUCAAUACCAGCGCCUUCUGAGCUUCUUUGAAAUGGCCGAUAAGUCGAGCGGUGACGUGGAUCAUAGGAAAUGUGUCAACGAGUACAGCCGCUCGUCAGCCGACAAGGACGAGCCUCUGCCGCACGAAGUACGCCCGAGUGCAGUGCUGCAGAUGACCAUGCAGUACCUGUGCCGAGAAGUGAUGGACACCGGCACCGACCAGGCCUGGGCAGAGUGGUAUGACUAUAUCUGGAACAGGACACGUGCUAUCAGAAAGGACAUUACUGUUCAACACCUUGUCUCGCUGGAAGCCGUCGACCUCGUUGAGCAAUGCGCCAGAUUUCACGUAUUCUGUUCUCACCACCUCUGUGAGGAAGAUAUGAUGGCAUUUGAUCCCAAGAUCAACAACGAGAACCUAUCCAAGUGUAUCCAGACCUUGAAGCACAUGUACGAUGACCUGCGUGAAAAGAACAUCCAUUGUCCCAAUGAAGCAGAAUUCAUGGCCUACGACAUCUUACUUGGACUGACAGAUGGCGAUGUUCUUCGGCAAGUGCUGCGAUUCCCGCGCCACAUCCGAGACUCGUCCGAUGUACAGUUUGCCGUUGACAUGUUCAACGCCGUAAACGACAACAACUACGUGCGAUUCUUCCGUCUGGCCAGAUCCACGACCUUGUUGAAUGUGUCUCUAUUACACCGCUACUUCCCGAUGGUGCGUAGCUCAGCCCUACGCUGCAUGGCAAAGGUCUAUUCAUCCUCCGCCAUGGGCAUCAACAUGCCUCUGGCGGAUUUGCAGCGCCUUCUCUGCUUUGAGUCACCCGCUCAGGCUGCCACAUGCUGUGAGCUACACGGCUUUAGAACCACCGAGGACCGCGUCCUGCUCAACAAGAAGCAGUAUCGACAGCCCGAGGAGCGAGCGGUUCCUGUUUGCUGUCUCAUGAUCAGUUCCAAGCGGAUUGGUAGCAUUGGAGAGGUGGUACACGGCAGAGCGAUACCGGCACGGCCAGAUCAUCAUCCCAUGGACUCGUUUUCAGCGGACGGACGGCGGAGACUGGAGGCCGCAGCGUCGCAGUCACGCCCAGCCACAGUGCAGCAAACCGAAUCAACAUCCAACCCUGUCCAGCAACAGAGCACAGCCUCUGUCACCAACAGCAGCGCCACCGCCGAACAGGACGAGAAACUGUUCUUGAGGCAGCAGCAGCAGCAGGAGGAGAAACGGCGCAUGUUGGAACGGCUUCGGGUGCUUGAGGAGGAGAAGCAGAAACGCAUCCAUGAAGAAGAUAGGCGACGGCGUGAAGACCAGCAGCGGCAAGAACAAGAGCGUGCACAGCAACUACUGGAGCAACAGAGACGUCAAGAAGAACAGCAGAGGAAGAAGAAACAAGAAGAAGAGGAACGCAUCCGGCGUCAGCAGCUAGAAGAGCAGAGGCGGAAACAAGAAGAGGAGCAGCGGAGGCGUGUUGCCGAAGAACAACGUCUGGCGAGACAAAAGCAGGAUGCCCUCAAUGCUGUUGCGAACUCUGCAGCUGACAAGCUGCUAUCCGACGCAGUGUCUUCACAAGUAAAGACGUUGGCCAAGGAAGUCAUGCAGCAGGCCGUACUCUGUGAGCAGAGAUCCCGCCAACUCACGCAGGAUGUAUUGGAACGAUCUGUAACACAACUAUUAUCCGAGACCAUUGCUGAGUGUCUGGCCGAGGCUGAGAGAGAAAGGCAAUUGGCACUGCAACGUCAACAAGAGCGCUGUGUUGAGGAGAUAAUGGAGGUAAUCGUCGCAGAGGCUGUGGCCCGCUGCAGCCAUGCUGUCAGCCAUGCCGUGCUUGAAUCGCCUGAAUCGUUCGCGGCCUUGGAGGCACACAGAUGUCGUCUGGCCAUGGAGCGCAGUCAACAGUUCUGGUCACCAAUAGACCUGUCCUCGACUCUGACACCGUCUGCCACUCUUAGUUACGCAGCCGUUGUGCGUAGCCACCCGCAGCAGCAAGUGACACCGGCUGCAGCGUCGCUUGUCGACUGGAAACUCACCGUCGCCCUGCCCUUCCAGAGCAUUGUGAUGUGGAGAGACGUGCCCGUGUCCAGCUGGCUGCAUGAAAAGCUCUCCUGUCAGGAAUCGUAUCGCAACCUAGUGACAAACAUGGACAGAUGGCAAGUAUCGAAGACUCAGAGUGGUUCUCAGCGUCAUUCAUUUACGUGUGAGGCGAUAACUGGUCCCGUCUUGGCAGAGCACUACUCCUACGUGUGCUCGUCCAAUGCUAUCAUCUUCGUGCAGUCAGCGGAUCACGACCAUGUGGAAGAUAUGUAUGAUGCCGGUCGCUUACACUCCAUCUUGGCGACGUGUCCAGUCAGUGCAGCUGCACCUGCUCUUCUUAUGUUAUGCGCAUGCUCCGGUAUACAACACUCCAUGUGUCAAGGCUUAGACUUGGCAGGCUUGAAGCGCAGUGGGAGAAUCAGCUCGUUUUGUCGCCAGUCUGUCACCUUCCACCCUCUGCCACAUCAUAUGCAGCUUAUGAAGAACUUGCUUUGGUUACACAAACAACAAGGUGAAUGUAGACCGGCUAACUUGCUCAGUCCUAUGGGUCUGUCUCCGGCAGCAGCAGCAACAGGAGUAGGAGCUACAACCACUCCAGGCCGUCGCCAGCGGCAACGAAAGCACCCGCAUACAACGCCGUGUCCAUCGCCCAAACGUGUACGUCACCCGGUUGCAGCGACUGCCGCGCACGACGCGCAGUUAUUACGGAGAAAACUACACGCCGAGGCCGUGGGAGCUGCACUGUUUGAACAGCAGCUUAUGCAACACCUGCUCUCUUGAAGACCUCUUGCACAUGGCAAUCACAAAACACAUCAGAUCAUGCCCCCCCCUCCUUGAUGCCAGCCUUACAUACUGCACUCAUCAAGAAAGAACAUAAUUAUAAACAUAUCAACACAUGUGCAUAUCAGCAUGCAUGCCUACACACAAACACCGACACCUCAACAUGUGUCCACGACAACUCACCAAAACCACCACCACCACUCACCAAAACCACCACCACCACCUCUUCUAUAAAGUAUGUGUUGAGUUUCCUUAUCAGCUGCUUCCAUUCAGCUGGCUGUUUAUUUUUGACGUUAUCAUGACUGAUGUUUGGGCAGUGUGGGCUAUCGAUUCUUUCUACUCUGUUCUAUUCUUUACGAUUCGCAUUGGCCUGUUGUGAGUGGGUGCAGCUAAGCACGCACGUUGCUCUUUCUCUCUCUCUCUCUCUCUCUCUCUCUCUCUCUCUCUCUCUCUCUCUCUCUCUCUGUCGCUUUCCAUCAAAGAGCACCACUUCAAUCCAGCAGCACUCAAGUCACACACAUUCCCAUCCAACUGCUGUUUUCAAUAUCUGAAGAAUUACAUCAUCAUCACCAUCAUCAUUAUCAUCUGCCCUGCUGUGUCCAGGUAUUGUCUUGUUGGGUUGGUUAUUACUCCAAUCUUUUUUUUUCACGCAAUCAGUAACAAUCAUACAUUGUCACGUAAGCCAUCAAACCCACCUCCUUUCUCUGUCUGAUAACGCAAUUUUGAACUUGAAACGCUGAAGCAUUGUCUCUUCUCUAUGGUGCUGCUUGGCCGGAAAGUCUGGUGUAAAUUUACUCAUGAUUUUAAUUUUUUUAAAUAAUUUGACUGUACUUCAGUGAAAAGAGGGAUUGUUGAUCGUAUCCUGCACGAAAA
This is a messenger RNA of Sycon ciliatum, 5044 nucleotides long. RefSeq lists its product as uncharacterized. Gene Ontology annotation, biological process: mRNA export from nucleus. The transcript is spliced from 31 exons. Gene Ontology annotation, cellular component: transcription export complex 2; cytoplasm; nucleus. Bases 152 to 4171 code for a protein of 1339 amino acids. The record is from RefSeq and is a predicted model, not a curated record. Lineage: Eukaryota; Metazoa; Porifera; Calcarea; Leucosolenida; Sycettidae.